AUGCGAGCAUCACCAUUGGUAUGUUCAAUACGUCUUCUACUUGCUUGUUUGGCACUUCUUGGUUUUUUUCUUUGUUAUGCUCAACGAAAUGGACUUUCUGUUAGCAUUGUUUGUAUGGUUGAUCCUGAUGCGGAUAAUGUAACUUUAUCAAAGGAUAUUAGUUCUGUUACUGUUCCUCGUAAUAUCCCACCUUCAUGUCAUAAACAUACAGCAAGUCAAGUUCUUCUAUGGCCAAAACAAACACGUGGUGUUAUUCUUGGUUCAUUUUAUUAG
Molecule: messenger RNA, 273 nt
Organism: Adineta steineri
Lineage: Eukaryota; Metazoa; Rotifera; Eurotatoria; Adinetida; Adinetidae
Source: the annotation of a GenBank genome assembly